This is a messenger RNA of Achroia grisella, 4114 nucleotides long. RefSeq lists its product as uncharacterized. The record is from RefSeq and is a predicted model, not a curated record. The coding region runs from base 660 to 3989 and encodes 1109 amino acids. The transcript has 3 exons. Lineage: Eukaryota; Metazoa; Arthropoda; Insecta; Lepidoptera; Pyralidae.
UCUCCGGUCGGUCGUGUAUCGCGUAGCUUCGCGUUAAGUGACAGUCAACGAUCAAAUAAUUGUAACUUUGAAAAACUUGUGAAUUCAAUGUGAAUAUCUAUUGUAUACCCCACGAAACAAACUGUGAAGUGUUCAUUUAAUAAUAAUAUUAUUAACUAUAAAAAUACGAAAGUAAAUGGUGAGUUCUCUGACUUGAAAUGCAUGCAUUCCACGGAGAGUGUUGAACUUUUAUUUUUUUUCGUACUGUGUAGCUUUUGAUUCAUAUCAAGUAUAUUAAUGUAUUUAAACAAUUCAACAUAGAUUACAAACUUAUAUAAAUAUUAGUGAUGUGUUCUUUAAGAAACAUUGAAAAUGUGUUGUUCAAAGUUAGCAGAAUAAUUAACAAGGAUUGCCGAAACAUUCAAGGCUAACCAGAUUAGACAUUCCGGUUGUGUAUACAUCGGAAAGAACCUUGGAAGUACGUUGCUGACUUGACCACGCAUCGACGUACUGUCACUUACGCAAGCUUAUCUACCGGAAGGACAACUAAAGCGAGAUUGGUUUGAGUAAAGGGGAGCAUUUGUGUGAUGUGCCGGGAACAUCACACGAAAGUGCAGUUGGACGUCACCUGAGAGAAUCAGUGGUUUUAGUAUCGCCCAGGAUCUGAAUGAGGCGCAACGAUGAAGUUCUCGUCAGGCUCGAGUUCGAGCAGCCUCGCCAGCGACUCAAUGUCGAGGAAAUCGACUUUGUGCAUCUACACGGAGGUGGACGGUCCUGGUCCACAGCUACAUGUCGAAAGGAUGGACAGCAGCUCAGAAGCGAUGGAGCUGAGACGGGAGCUCGACGCAGUGAGGAGUGCGCUGCAACAACAGUCGGAAUCCGUUCUCAAGCAAAGGCAUCAGUUAGUAGAAGCAGGGCAGGCUCUGGCCACUCGUAACAAACAGGCAGCACAAGAACGACGCCUAAGGCAAGAUCAACUAGCACUAGUACUCCGGUCGCUCGUUUUACUUGAGUCACGGUUGACCCGAGAACAAAGACAAAUUAAUGUUGCCCUCCAACAAAAAGAGAAAAUAAUUAAGGCGCAACAAGAAGAGAUAAUCAAACUAAAAGCUCGCAAGUCAUACUGCAGUAACUGUCAGCAGGUUCUCGGGUUCACAAGCGAACAAACCAAUAUUGAGACUGAUCCAGAAUUCCAGAGUCUAGAGAGUACCGAUUCAAGAUUCCAAAAUCAUUUUAUACGAAGUUGUAGUUAUCGUGAAAGAAAUUCUCCACCGGUUUUCCAAAAAAACACUAGGCUAAGUAAGAGUUUUCAAUUGCCGAAAAAUGAUGUCGUGUAUGGUAAUACUAGUUCCAGCGAAGAAGGGAACAAUGGGAGUGUCGGAAGUAAGGGUACGUUUAUUAAAAACAAACAAGCAUUUGUCAGACGUGACGUAUUCAGACGAUCUAGAAAAUACUCUGGAAGAAAAAAUAGUAUACAGAAAAGUUAUAAUCAAGCUAAUAAUAGCAGUAGUGCCGAAGAAUGCAUUGGCAUGAGUUAUCAUGUUAACCACGAAGAUAAUGAUAUGACUGCUAAUCAAAUUGCUAAAUACAUAAGAAGAGCAUCACAAAAAAUUGAUCAAAUUAUUGGAGAGGCAAAUAAAAAUGAAGCGGUAAGCGAUUCCGAUAAAACGUAUUCAACAAAAAUAGAACAAUUACACGGUAUUAAGAGACAAGCUUCUGAUGAAAUAAAAGCAAACCGACAACUUUUCCUUAAUAAUGUUCUAACCAUAGAAGGAAAUGAGAAACCUUGGUAUUGCAAUGUUAGUGAUCCUGAACAAGACACAGAUUGUCUACACCAAAGAGGUUUAACAAGUAACACCAAAUCAAAAUCCACCGACGAUCUUUUAGGUACUGAGUUUAAAAGGAAUGUGUCUAAUAUACAACCCUUGGCCACUAAAAACGAAAUAUUGUGCAAUAGCAUGUUGAAAAAUAAUCCACAUGAGAAGUUUAACACUAGCUUUGAUGACAAAAAUAAUAAUACUUUGGAUGCUAAUAUAAGUAAACAAAGUAAUGAGAUAAGUGAAAAUUGGUACGCAAGUACUAGUGAUGCCGACGAUAGCCCUACGAAUGAAAUAUAUAAAAACAAUCCAGUACUAGAAUGUGUUAAUCAAAUACUCCUUCAAAACUCAUUAGAUGAUAGUAGCAAUGACAAUUCUAAGUCUAGCGAAAUUGCGAGCCCGAAAUCAUCAACUAAACGUGUGCAAUUUUCUACUUUAAACAGUAUAACAUAUGACGACAAACUGCGAAAUAAUGGCAACAGCCACACGCUGCCUCGUUCUGAUAAGAGGGCAAAUAAAAUAGUGAAGUUCAGCUUAGAAACUGCUUCUGAGCAUAGUUAUGAAGUUCCAAAUACAGCUCAAGGAUUUCAAUAUGAAAUACAAAGCAUCUAUAGUAAUGAGUAUGAGCCAAUUAUUACUAAAUCAAUUGAAUCUAAGCCUGUGCCAUCGAUACGACCUGUAUUGUCCAUUGAUAAGCCCAACGUUCCUAAAAUAAAGGGCUCAAUUGUGAAAAAUCUUGCGGCGGACAUAGAAAGUCGGAACAAUAAUUCACAAAAAACCAACGAUAAUGAUUUAGGGUCUAUGAAAAUUUUCAAUAAAAGAAAGGUGCCACGAACUCCUCCUGCACUGCCUCCUAAACCAAAGAACUUAUCAGCUAAAUGGAAAGCUGAAAAUACUGUCAGGUCAUCGACAGAACCGUUAGACUCUGAAGCCGUUGCGGCUAAUCAACGGGUUGCAGAUGUUAAGAUGAGAAAAGUGGGACAAGUAGCGACUGUAAACAGUAUUGAACCGGACUACUGCUCCAUUUCUGAGAUAAAUGUUCCAGUAGUCAGUAAUGGUAAAAGGGAGUUGCUACUUACACAGCCAACGGUUGAAAUUCACAAUGAACAAUACCCUAUUCACGCGACAAGUCAAAGAAACAGCGUGGCUAAAGUCGUGUCCUUGCCACGAAUACAAAAUAAGAUCAGCGAUAAAGAUAUACCCAAACUUCCGCAAGUUACAGAAAUUAUCAUUCCAGAUGAUGACGAAAAGCUAAAUGAUGAACAAAAUCAUCAAUUUCAACGUACUGACAGUUACUUGACAAACUUUAGUAUACAUCCUCUGCAACCAAAAUUGGACCCUCGUGCUUCAAUACAAAUGGGGAACACAGUGUCUUCCAUAUUAUCUGAAAUCAACAAGGGAGGUAAAAGUGGUAAUAAGCAGAUUAAUUUGACUGAACUAGAUCACCAGUUUAAUCAUGGGCCCGAAAAGCCACAGACUAGUAAUGCAGAAUUGCAUAAAGCAGAAUAUUUCGACGAAAUAGACAAGUUCGAUUUGUCACAGAAUUUUGAAGAAUUUAAGAUAGAUGAUGAACUCGGCAGCAUCGUCGCAGAGGAAUAUCGCAUUAGCUCUGGAAGCAGCGAUGGUUCCAUAUCAGACGUGGUAACUGAACACAUACGAACCGUUGUACCUGAUAAAGACAAUCAGCAUAAAGCUACAAGUAUUAGUGCUGAAAAUGAAAAAAAGGGUUCCUUUCUUGAAAACAACGAAAGUGGAUUGAACAAAAAUUUGACGAAAAAUGGAAAGCUAUCCAAUAAACCUGAUCUCCUGUCGAACAUAGAGAAUUUAGAGACUGAAUCGGUAAGGAAUUUUGAUAUAGAGUCAAGUAAUUCCUCUGGAAGUAAUAGUGGCUCAUAUAACACGGUAAAAUGUGAACCCAGAAUGAUUCUGAAUAAUAAUAAUCCAGAAUCGAACGUAAAUAAAACAAAAGGGAACUUUGAUUUCUUCCUGGAAUCUUCUGGUCUUAGUUCUAAGUCUAUUUUUACGCCUACCAAGAACCAGAACGUUAGGCCUCCCAGGCCUCCAAGUGCCAAUCACAAAAAUGUGUUGAAACCUAAAGACAUUAAGAUGCGAGUUAAGAAUCCUGUAGCAACGAACAAAAUCAACGAAAAGCCUAUGUUGACAGCUAUUAAGUAUUUCGAACCUUAUGUUUAAGUCAAAUAAUAAUAAUUAUUAUUAUAUUGUUUUUUUUUUAUGUUUAAUUUUAUUUAUUGUAAAAAUGAACUUGCCCGCAUAAUAUUAAUGUACUAUAUUUAUACUCUUUGUAAAUAUUAUAGAUA